This is a messenger RNA of Geosmithia morbida, 1560 nucleotides long. RefSeq lists its product as uncharacterized. Lineage: Eukaryota; Fungi; Ascomycota; Sordariomycetes; Hypocreales; Bionectriaceae. The transcript has 2 exons. Bases 1 to 1560 code for a protein of 519 amino acids. The record is from RefSeq and is a predicted model, not a curated record.
AUGGCUACCCACGCUGCCCUUGGUCGGCAUCCGACAUCUACAUCAGACCUCUGCGACUCGUCGUGCUCCGGCCCAUCCUCCUCCUUCUCAUCAUCAGCAUCUUCUUCCUCAGCCGACAGCGGCUCCUCCCUUCCUUACGAGUCUCGCCCCGUCGACCCGUUAGCACAGUCCGGCAAGAGCCUGAGGAGGGUAGCAAAGCACGUGGAAGAAGAGGACGUACAGGGAGAAGGAGAAGAAGGAGAAGGAGAAGAGGAGGGAGCGGAGGAAGCGGCAAUGCCGCAAUCACCAGCUCACCUCUCUGGUCUAUGCCAGCAGCUGCCUUCUACCUCGGUAGAGACGUACAACUCCGUCUUCUCGGACUCGGCUUCAUUUGCCGUCGUCGACGACGAAGAGGCCGGUGCCGACGCCUCCCACGACCACGGCCGCGCCGAUACCAUACCGGCCCCCACAGAGGACGACAUCCCCCCGGUAUUACCAGAGUACCGCGCCUCCAUCAUCGACCCCCACGUCAGGCCGUCCACGCCCGACACCUUCUCCCACCUGUUCCCGUCGCUGGACCGUCUCUCGAUCCGGCACGACGACCUGACCCCGGACGGCAACAUGAACCUCCGCGUCGACGUCCUCGUACCCCGCAGCGGCCGCCACCCCGUGACCGUCCAGCUGUUCCACCUCCGCAUGCAGGACCUGGCCCGCCGCGAAUUCUCGCUGCGCCGGUACUGCCGCGACUCGGGCCGCGAGGUGUGCAGCUCGAAACGGGCCUACGCCCAGCCCCGUCCGGUCUCGCGCCCGGCCAUCCAGCGGUCCGUCUCGUCGGCCAUGAACACGCUCCGGUCACCCUUCCAGCGGUCGAGCAGCAGCAGCAGCAGCCGGAGCAGCGCGUCCUCGUCGAAGCGGCCGUCGACGGGGUCCAGCAGCAUCGCCUCCACCUCGUGGGACGCGGCCUCGAUGCGGUCGAUGCGGAUACGGACCGACUCCUGGUCCGGCGACAGGCCGCCGCCCCCGGCCUCGAGCCUGGUGCCGACAGACUCCAUCAAGCUCGAGUUCAGCAACUACGCCCGCAUCGACAUGACCCGGAACCGAGGCCGCCACUCGUCCAUACGCUACGACUUUGACUGGUGGGACCACAGCUACUCGUGGAAGCGCGUCUACGAUCCCAACCUCGGCACCACCUCGUUCCACCUCGGCCGCGACGGACGCGGUCAGACCCCCGUGGCCCACAUCACACCCGAGGUGAGGAGUCCGAAUCAGGUCGAGGAGGACGAGUGGGCUGGCGGUUGGAUUCCGCCAUGUCACAUGUGGAUCAGUGAUGAGCGUCUGUUAGAGGAGAAUGAUGUAGCUGACAUCAUCAUCGCCACCGGUCUCAUCGCCCUCGUUGACGACUGCAUCAAGGACAGAUGGCACGUGAAGAAGCCCAGCCGAUGGGCCAACCGUGCCAUGACCAUGGACACGCACGCCAACAUGACGUCGCGAUCACUCAUGAAGGGAAUCUUUCACCGUAGACACUCGCAGAAUUACCGGGGUAGUCCUAUCAAGACUGCUCAUACUGUGGCUGCUUACUAA